AUGGCUGAGAUACAUUUAAUCGGUCAGGUUUUAGACGCAAUCGAUUUCGACGAGCCAAAUUUGUUCUGCAAGUGGAGCAUUCAGAUCUCGAAGUUUUGCAAGGUCAUCGAAGGUCAUUCCGAAGCGGUAACGUGCACGAAUCGCAAUCGGUUCGAGGAAAAGUUGGCAGUUUUUGCGUCGCCGAUAGAUUUGCAUUUGUCGUGUCGCUCGGUGCACGGUUGGCCCAAAAUUCACAUCGAAAUUUACUCCGUUGAUGGUUUGGAAAAGUGUCAUCCGAUUGGAUUUGGAUUUGCUCAUAUUCCAAUUAAACCCGGAUAUCAAUUCUUGGAAAUACCGACUUGGAAAGUAGCUACAACGAAUAUUUUGGACUCAAUUCAAGAUAAAUUCCAUACUUCAGGACUUACCGUCGAAAAAAGUGACUUAAUUUACUCCGGAAUUGAACGUUACAAGCUUCGAACUGCAUCCGCAGGAACUGUUCGUGUCGAAUUGAUGGUCAUUCUGAAAAAUUUAGGCAAAUUUGGCACUGAAAUAAAAUGA
Messenger RNA from Culicoides brevitarsis, 537 nucleotides. It is a transcript of the gene B9d2, whose product is annotated as B9 domain-containing protein 2. Bases 1 to 537 code for a protein of 178 amino acids. Lineage: Eukaryota; Metazoa; Arthropoda; Insecta; Diptera; Ceratopogonidae. The record is from RefSeq and is a predicted model, not a curated record. Gene Ontology annotation, biological process: cilium assembly. The transcript has 2 exons. Gene Ontology annotation, cellular component: MKS complex.